Molecule: messenger RNA, 1089 nt
Organism: Xiphias gladius (swordfish)
Lineage: Eukaryota; Metazoa; Chordata; Actinopteri; Istiophoriformes; Xiphiidae
Gene: mrpl47
Product: mitochondrial ribosomal protein L47
Exons: 7
Coding region: 26-805 (259 amino acids)
Biological process (GO): mitochondrial translation
Cellular component (GO): mitochondrial ribosome; mitochondrial large ribosomal subunit
Molecular function (GO): structural constituent of ribosome
Source: RefSeq, a predicted model, not a curated record
GACUACGGUAAAAAAAAAAAAAAAAAUGGCGGCGUCCUCAGCAGUAGGACGCGUCUUGACUCUUUGCAAGCAGUUUCAAAAUGUCUGUAGGAUAUCUUCAGCGAUAAAUGCGCAACUCCGUGUUGAGAAUGUGAACAAAUGCCAGAAUCGUCUUUACAGGGAAAAGUCUCCGCACGUUGCCCCGUCUUGGUGUAGUCCCAUCAGCUCUGUGGGUCAGUGUCGAGCUCUGCACACAACCAUCAGCAGAAGAGGACUGGAGGAGUUCUUUGACUUCCCUGAGAACUGGGGAGAGACCAACGUGAAGUCAGGAGGACCCUGGACUGCCAAACAACUGAGAACAAAGAGCAACGAGGAUUUACACAAACUUUGGUAUGUGCUGCUGAAAGAAAAGAACAUGCUGCUGACACUUGAGCAGGAAGCAAGAAGGCAGAGGGUUCAGAUGCCGAGUCCAGAAAGAAUAAGGAAGAUUGAGCGGUCCAUGUUCAGGCUGGAGACGGUGGUGAAUGAGAGGGAGACGGCGCUGCGUCUGUUGCAGACAGGACAGGAAAAAGGCAGGCCAGGAGCCUGGAGGAGGAACAUCUUUGGAUACGUCUACUGGUAUCGAUUCAAAGAAUAUGCAAUUCCUUGGUACAUGAAUAAAAGAUACAAGCGCAAGAGAUUCUACACACCAAAGUUUGUCCAGCCACACAUAAGGCUGCGUAUAGAGAAGUACCUACGGGAAAAGACCAGGAAAGCAAGCUCAAAGAAGGAAGCUCAGGCCAAACUAAAGGAGAAGUUUCCUCAAAUGAAGGUUUCAUCAUCAUGAAAUUUCAGGCUCCCGUUGUGUUGAUAAUGAAUUUUUGACAGCUAUGAUCCUCACAUCUAUCCAGACACAAGUCCCUUUCCACAUGUUAUUUGAUAAAUGAAUACAAACAGACAUGGCAGUCUGAAUCAGGUCCAUUCAAAUAACCGAAGGUGGUUUGAAACUUGUAGUGUACAAGUUAAUUUGUUCAGCUGUUAUUUGAUCCUACAAGAUAAAUUAUGCUACAUCACCCUGAAAUAUUUUGGUCACGGUGUUGAUACUUGUUAUUAAAACAAACCUAAUACUGA